This is a messenger RNA of Huiozyma naganishii CBS 8797, 1350 nucleotides long. It is a transcript of the gene SUB2, whose product is annotated as ATP-dependent RNA helicase SUB2. Lineage: Eukaryota; Fungi; Ascomycota; Saccharomycetes; Saccharomycetales; Saccharomycetaceae. The record is from RefSeq and is a predicted model, not a curated record. Gene Ontology annotation, molecular function: RNA helicase activity; ATP binding; RNA binding. Gene Ontology annotation, biological process: mRNA splicing, via spliceosome; mRNA export from nucleus. The coding region runs from base 1 to 1350 and encodes 449 amino acids. The transcript has a single exon.
AUGUCCCACGAAGGUGAAGAAGAUUUGUUAGAGUACUCUGACAACGAGCAAGAGAUCCAGGUCGAUGCCAACAAAGCCGCCGAGACUACCGCUACUACUACAGCUACAGGCGGUGAGGGUGAGGAGGCCAAUGGCGAGGCUGCUGGUACCACUGACGGUGACAAGAAAGGUUCCUACGUCGGUAUUCACUCUACUGGUUUCAAGGAUUUUUUGUUGAAACCUGAAUUAUCCAGGGCCAUCAUUGACUGUGGUUUCGAGCAUCCAUCUGAAGUCCAACAGCAUACUAUUCCUCAAUCCAUUCACGGUACCGAUGUCUUGUGUCAAGCCAAAUCUGGUUUGGGUAAAACUGCCGUUUUUGUGCUGUCCACUUUGCAGCAACUAGAUCCUAUCCCAGGUGAAGUAUCUGUUGUCGUCAUUUGUAACGCUAGAGAACUGGCUUACCAAAUCCGUAACGAGUACCUAAGAUUCUCGAAAUAUAUGCCAGACGUGAAGACUGCAGUCUUCUACGGUGGUACUCCAAUUAACAAGGAUGCCGAAUUACUCAAGAACAAGGAAACCUCUCCUCACAUUGUUGUUGCCACUCCAGGUCGUUUGAAGGCUUUAGUUAGAGAUAAGAUGAUUGACCUGUCCCAUGUCAAGAACUUUGUUAUUGAUGAGUGUGACAAGGUGCUAGAAGAGUUGGACAUGAGAAGAGAUGUCCAAGACAUUUUCAGGGCUACACCAAGAGAUAAACAGGUAAUGAUGUUUUCUGCCACUUUGUCUCAAGAGAUUAGACCAAUCUGCAGGCGUUUCUUGCAGAACCCUCUAGAGAUUUUCGUCGAUGACGAGGCUAAGUUGACAUUGCACGGGUUGCAGCAAUACUAUACCAAAUUGGAGGAACGCGAAAAGAACCGGAAGCUAGCUCAAUUGUUAGAUGACUUGGAGUUCAACCAGGUUAUCAUCUUCGUCAAAUCUACGAACAGGGCUAACGAACUAACCAAGCUUCUAAACGAGUCCAACUUCCCUGCCAUCACUGUCCACGGUCAUAUGAAGCAGGAAGAGCGUAUUGCUAGGUACAAAGCAUUCAAAGACUUCGAAAAGAGAAUCUGUGUAUCCACUGAUGUUUUCGGUAGAGGUAUCGAUAUUGAACGUAUCAACCUUGCCAUCAAUUAUGAUCUUCCAAGCGAAGCUGAUCAGUACUUGCAUCGUGUCGGUAGAGCAGGUAGAUUCGGUACCAAGGGUCUAGCCAUUUCUUUCAUUUCCUCUAAGGAAGAUGAGGAAGUGUUGGCCAAGAUUCAAGAACGUUUUGAUGUUAAAAUUACGGAAUUCCCAGAAGAAGGUAUUGACCCAUCCACUUACUUAAAUAAUUAG